Molecule: messenger RNA, 2613 nt
Organism: Nilaparvata lugens (brown planthopper)
Lineage: Eukaryota; Metazoa; Arthropoda; Insecta; Hemiptera; Delphacidae
Product: leucine-rich repeat-containing protein 40
Exons: 1
Coding region: 266-2341 (691 amino acids)
Molecular function (GO): protein binding
Source: RefSeq, a predicted model, not a curated record
AUAGAAAAGAAAAGUAGAAAACACUGUAUUCAACUAGAAGAGAAAGUUUUUUGAAAUUUUCAACAUUGUAAUCAUCUAAGAACAUUGGGAAUCACGAUUUUAAUUGCGAGAAAAAUCCAGCUUGGUGAUAAAAUCUAUUUUAAUCCCGACUUAUUUCAAAAUUUGUAGUACCAGUCAAGGUAACCAAAUACUUUUUUAUAAUCUAACCUUCAAAAUCAUACAAUUUAUUUGCUGUGCAUUUAAGAUUAAUUUGUAGUUUCAUUCAAUGAAACAAGGUGGUAAAGAAACAGUAAUUAGUGUGUUGAAGAAGAAUAAAAACGAACGACAAAAUUCAGAAAAAAAUGAUCCAGAUGGUGUUAAAAUUAUAAGAAAAUGUACAACUCUUGGAAUGGACGGAGUUCAACAAAAACAUCAUUUGAGAAAUCAGAUCAGUUCAGAUUUUGAUUCAGAGAACUUACGUUUCAGUUUUUGUAAUGUGAAAAUGAAUUUCCAUGGAAUUUUUGAUAAAAUGAGGUAUCAAAAACUAGAAAGUAGAAAUAUUGAAACUGAUAAAAUAUUUGUAGACAACAAUGUUACAAUAACUGAUGAAGACUAUAAGCAUGGAAAAAUAGUUCUAGAUGAACGUAAGUGUCAUGGUGAUACACAGAUCGAUAUCUCUAAUGUGAAAGAAGAAGAUGAAAAUGUAUGUUUGUCACUACCCCAAUACUCGUAUGAUCUAGAGAAUGCUGAUGAUGUCAUUGGUAUAAACAGAGAAUAUCAUUUCUUGGAUCAAAUCCAAGCAUCCAAACAAAAACUCACCUCUCUUCCCAAAGAUAUAUCAAAAGUUAUCGAUUGCCCAAAUCACAAACACAACAAGCUGAUGGGAAUUAACAUAGAAGAUGAGGCGAGUGAGCCGGGGUCAUCCAUUAUUAGAUUGCUGGAUCUCAGCUGCAAUUAUCUGAGACAAGUUUCCUCCGAAAUCGCAGAACUUUCCGAUUGGGUGCAAGUGUUUAAUCUGAGCAACAAUCAACUGGCCUCCCUGCCCAAGGAAAUGGGCCAACUGAAUCAGUUGGAAGAGAUUGAUGUCUCCUACAAUCUUCUCAAACAAUUGCCACGAGCAAUUUACAAGCUACGAGGCCUCAAGUACUUGUUCGCCAAGUGUAACAACAUAUCGACAGUUGACAAAGAACUGAGAACGCUGAAGAAGUUGAUGCUGCUUGAUUUGUCCCACAACAACAUUCGAGGCUGGCCGUACCCUGUCAUCAAUUUUAGCUCAUUGGUGGAACUAAAUCUAUCCAACAACAAACUCCUAGUGAUACCGUCAGGCGUCCACUACAUGACCGGUUUGAAGGUUCUGCGACUGCGCGGCAACUCAAUCAGUCGGUUCACCAAGAAAACUAGACCUCCAAAUUUGGAAAUUUUAGAUCUCGGUGAAAACAAAAUCCAGACUCACCCUGAUUUUUACGGUUGUACUACUUUGAAACAAGUAUGGAUUGAUCACAACUUCAUUCAACAAGUGGAAGUGAACUCGUUCCUCAGUACAUCCAUCCGUUACCUUAGUUUGUCACAUAAUAAGAUCACCACAAUAAACGGGUAUUUCUCUUCACUGGAAAACCUAAACGUUCUGGACCUCUCCGGCAACCUACUCAAAUCACUACCUUUCGAUUUAGGUUGCUCUGAAAGACUCACAACUCUCAAGAUCGAAAACAAUGGUUUCGAUGAUCUCAAUAUCUUGGAGUACAGCCGAAUAGGUACAAAACAAUUGGCAAGAUAUCUUCUAAAACAGUUCUGGGAUACUUCGGAGGAACAAAACAGCAAAUCAAACCUCUCCCGGUACACAGCUGUAUAUCGCUUCGACCCCACUGACAAAUUCACUUAUGCUAACGACUGUCAAUGCAUAAGAAUGACUGUCAACGAAAGUGGAAAUAUUCCUAAUUGGAUGUUCAAAAAAGCAGAAAUGGAAGAAGUUAUGCGCAUUGAUUUAUCCAGGAAUCAGCUGGAUCAAAUACCUCCCAACCUGUGGAGAACUUCUCCAUACCUUGAAGAACUGUUUCUGGACGAGAACAAAUUCACAGUCAUUCCGUCAUUCAUAGGUAACUUUUGGAAACUGAGUGUUCUCAUUCUAAAAAGGAACAAACUGAAAGCAUUACCUGCACGCUUAUCUCAGUGUGAGCAUCUCCAUCUAUUGGAUAUUUCGUACAACCGUUUCUGUGAACUACCUUCUGUGAUUGAUGAACUAAGGAGUUUGAGGAUUCUAUACGCCAAUAACAACAGAAUAGCGGAGAUUAGCAACUGUUAUGAAAAACUAGGUAACUUGGAUGUUAUAGACUUAUCAAAUAAUGAAGUUGAGAUUUUAUCAUGAGAGAAUAUUUUCUUCACAGAUAAAAUGAUGAUUUUGAUGCUAAAUACUUGUCCUAGAACAGUUUCAAUGUCAAUUCUCAUAAUCUGAAUGGGUUUCAAGAAAUAGAAUGAGUUUCAAAACAAAAUUAUGGAGCCUCCAUCAUAUUAUUCACAUUUGGAGUAUUCAAAGCGCUUUCAUGACAUAGAUCAACCCAUAACCAAUGCAUACAUCAAAGUCCACUUUGUUGACAUACCAAAGAGAAACUGCAGACUCAUGAUGGAUUGUAACUGAAU